AUGACGACGGUGGUUUGUCUGACUGCGAAAGAAACCCCUCCGGGUUCGGUUGGCCAUGGAUCUAAGCAGGCUUGCCUACAAGUUCCCGGAAACCCUGGGCUAGUCGUCUCUUUGGAUCCGACAUUGGUUGUGACCGCGGGAGCCGACGCCUACCUAAAGAUCUUGGAGUACGGGGUCAAAAAGACUCAGCUCCGGAUCGACAGGCUUCUGCUUCAAGCGUUCAUGGCAGGAGUGUAUGUAGCAAUGGCCGGUCACUGCUGUACAGUUCUGGCUGGAUCAUACCCGACGGAAACUGACAAUCCCCUUGCUGUGGCAAAGCCUACGCAGAAAUUCAUCUACGGAUCGCUGUUCCCUGUCGCUUUCAUAUGCAUCAUUCUUACCGGAGCCGAGCUGUUUACCGGCAACACGAUGACCAUGCUCAUCUGUUGGUUUCAACGACGCGUCACAAUUCUUCAGCUAGGGGUGAACUGGGGGGGCAGCUUCCUUGGUAACUGGUUAGGCGCCCUUUUUGGGGCUUACUUCCUUUCAUACCUGACGGGGGCCCUGGACGAUGAACACGUCCGUCAUUUCCUGUUUAUUACGUGCAAGACUAAAGUGUCCUACGGAUGGGGUGCUUGCUUCCUGAGAGGAGUUGGUUGUAACACGUUUGUAUGUCUCGCAGUGUGGACUGUCAUUGCAUCGGAAAACGUCGCUGGCAAGGUCCUAGUAAUGUGGUUCCCAAUUGUUGCUUUCUGCGUGGGAGGAUACGAGCAUAUAAUAGCCAACAUGUACACGUUACAGGCAGGCCUCAUGAUUGGGGCACCCGUCGCGAUCUCGGACGUCGUUGUUUACAACUUCUUGCCAACGCUUCUUGGCAAUAUUGUUGGAGGGUGCCUACUGGUAGGCGCGGUCUACGCAUACAACUUUUAUCCGACGUUGACAUUUACGGAAACCACAGGCGCGAAAGUCUUCGUCCAGGAUGUUGCACCGGCUCUAGACCGGCGCCACUCAUUCCAAGUGUCGAUGACGGAGCGAGAAGCAGAUGGUCGCGUGGUUACCGAAUACGAAGCAGUGCCUUUUGAGUCUUUCGGCGGGGACUACAUCGUCAGCAAGCAUGCCACGACAGCGGGCCCAGUUCCGUCUCGGGCAUCUUCAUUCCUGUACCCGUUUCAAGGACGGCCGAGGCAGUCCUCUCAGACAAGCUUUCUUAGCACACAACCUCUUCCGGAGCCAUCCGCCGCUUCGCCUGAGCCUUCCAGAGUCGGUCUCGAAAAUGCGCAGUCAUCCCAGGUACAAAAGAUGCAUGCCCUAUCUCUAGUUUACUGUGCCUCGUAA
This is a messenger RNA of Besnoitia besnoiti, 1314 nucleotides long. Its product is annotated as formate/nitrite transporter protein. NCBI's taxonomy places the organism in Eukaryota, Apicomplexa, Conoidasida, Eucoccidiorida, Sarcocystidae. The coding region runs from base 1 to 1314 and encodes 437 amino acids. Gene Ontology annotation, cellular component: membrane. Gene Ontology annotation, molecular function: high-affinity secondary active nitrite transmembrane transporter activity. Gene Ontology annotation, biological process: transmembrane transport; nitrite transport. The transcript is spliced from 5 exons. The record is from RefSeq and is a predicted model, not a curated record.